This is a messenger RNA of Fibroporia radiculosa, 915 nucleotides long. RefSeq lists its product as uncharacterized. Gene Ontology annotation, biological process: proteolysis. Lineage: Eukaryota; Fungi; Basidiomycota; Agaricomycetes; Polyporales; Fibroporiaceae. Gene Ontology annotation, molecular function: peptidase activity. The record is from RefSeq and is a predicted model, not a curated record. The transcript has 3 exons. The coding region runs from base 1 to 915 and encodes 304 amino acids.
AUGUCUGCCCCUACGAGCGAAGGCUACAUCCCAUUCUCCGUUCCUGCCGCAGGAAAACCCUGCCAGACAUAUUACAAGAUUUAUGGCGACCUUAAAUCUGGUGUCACUCCCGUAAUCACUCUACAUGGCGGGCCGGGGGCACCCCACCACUAUAUGACGCCCUUCGUCGACCUCGUAUCAGGAUAUGGUAUCCCUGUCGUUUUCUACGAUCAGAUCGGUUGCGGUGGGUCAACACGACUUCCGGAGAAGAUGGGUGCUACCGAGUUCUGGACCGUCGGUCUAUUUGAGGACGAGUUUCGCAACUUGAUCAGCCAUUUGGGUAUAGAGGAGUACGACAUUUUGGGGCAUUCAUGGGGUGCGAUGCUGGCUAUGGCGAUGGCAAUCAAGCAGAUUAAGGGGCUCAGACGCAUGGUUCUGAUGUCUGGUGCCGCGUCGAUGAGUCUUUGGGAUAAAGCGACCAGGAUGCUGGUGAAGACAUUGCCGCAAGAAGCUCAAGACGCCCUCACGAUAAAUGAAGAAAACGGGACCUACGACACACCGGAAUAUAAGAAGGCCACUGGAGAGUUCAUGCAGAGGUUCGUAUGCAGGAUGGAAACGUGGCCGGAAGAGCUUGUACUAGCAUUUAAACUACUUGAGGAGGAGCCUGCGGCAUACUUCACCAUGCAAGGUCCCUCGGAGUUCACCCUCACCGGGAAUUUCAAGACCUUCGAACUCGUCUCAGAGCUGCACAAGAUCAAGAUACCAACUCUACUCUUAAACGGUGCUUACGAUGAGGCACAGGACAUGGUGUUGGAACCUGCGUUCAGGGAGAUACCAAAGGUGAAGUGGUUCACGUUCGCGAAGAGCGCACAUGUGGCACAAUGGGAGGAAAGAGAGAAGUGCAUGGAAAUAGUGGGGGCAUUUUUGUCGCAGUAG